Messenger RNA from Triplophysa rosa, 6672 nucleotides. It is a transcript of the gene atp2b2, whose product is annotated as ATPase plasma membrane Ca2+ transporting 2. Gene Ontology annotation, molecular function: PDZ domain binding; ATP hydrolysis activity; ATP binding. Gene Ontology annotation, cellular component: postsynaptic density membrane; intracellular membrane-bounded organelle. NCBI's taxonomy places the organism in Eukaryota, Metazoa, Chordata, Actinopteri, Cypriniformes, Nemacheilidae. Bases 501 to 4262 code for a protein of 1253 amino acids. Gene Ontology annotation, biological process: regulation of cytosolic calcium ion concentration; calcium ion transmembrane transport. The record is from RefSeq and is a predicted model, not a curated record. The transcript has 23 exons.
UUCAGGCAGCUUGUGUGUGUGCAGCAGUAAUGUAGUCGAGUCAAGCUCUCUCUGUACAGAUGCUUAAGGGUAAUUACAGCACUCUGUGACUCACAGCGUUGUGGAUUUGACACAAUCGCCUGCCUCGGAGUAAUGGAGAGGUUCACCAUGUAGACAGCAGCCGACUGGAAGCAGGUAGAAUGGGAAACCACGUAUGGAGUGCCGCCAGUCUGCAGCCGUGGUGAGCGCAGACGUCCUCAGGACCUCAGUUGGGAUCUCGCGGAUGGCUGUCGCAUCCUCGCUCGCGUAACGCCGGGGAGCCUCUCUUCAAUUCAGCGGACUGGAUCGGUUUUUUUCUUCAUCCUCCUCUCUUACCUUCUGCGGUCUCCUGCGUUGCUCAAAUUUGAUUAGAUACCCAUUCUCCAGGCACGCCGGGGACUCCUCCUCUGCCCGUGUGGCGUUUUUUCCAUUUGUCUAAUCUCAAGUUCAAUCGGCUUUGAAGAAAGCUACCGAGCAAUACCAUGGGGGACAUGACGAAUAGCGAUUUUUACUCCAAGAACCAAAGAAACGACAGCAACCAUGCGGGAGGUUUUGGCUGUGGACUUAUGGAGCUCCGCUCCCUCAUGGAGCUCAGAGGAAUGGAGGCAGUGGUGAAAAUCCAGGAGGACUAUGGCGGUAUUGAGGGACUGUGCCAGAGGCUGAAAACGUGUCCGACAGUGGGUUUGGAAGGUGAUUCUUCUGACCUAGAUAAGAGAAGAGAAACCUUGGGGCAAAAUCUUAUACCUCCAAAGAAGCCAAAAACUUUUUUACAGUUAGUGUGGGAAGCGUUACAAGAUGUUACCCUCAUCAUCCUUGAAAUCGCAGCCAUAAUAUCGCUGGGACUGUCCUUUUAUCAGCCGCCCGGAGAGGGCAGCGAGGCCUGUGGCACAGUGAAUGCGGGUGCAGAGGACGAGGGGGAAUCGGAAGCCGGCUGGAUCGAGGGGGCUGCGAUCUUACUUUCUGUGGUGUGUGUCGUCCUGGUUACGGCUUUCAAUGACUGGAGUAAGGAGAAGCAGUUCAGAGGUUUACAGAGUCGCAUCGAGCAGGAGCAAAAAUUCCAGGUGGUGCGUGGAGGCCAGACCAUCCAACUUCCGGUGGCUGAUAUUGUAGUUGGCGACAUUGCACUAGUCAAGUAUGGUGACCUGCUACCAGCCGAUGGAAUCUUAAUAUACUCCAGUGAUAUGAAGAUUGAUGAGAGCUCUCUAACUGGGGAAUCAGAUCAUGUGCAAAAAGCUAUAGAGAAAGACCCAAUGCUUCUCUCUGGCACCCAUGUGAUGGAGGGCUCGGGUCGGAUGGUGGUCACGGCCGUCGGGGUGAACUCUCAGACUGGCAUAAUUUUCACCCUGCUCAGUACUGGCGGAGAGGAGGAAGAGAAAAAAGAAAAGAAAGGUCAGGCUCUGGAAGAUGGCCAUCAGCUAGCAGACUGCUCCCAUCCCUCCUCACACCCCAUCGCAACUAUAGCUACUGACGGUGCUGCAAGCGCAAAUGCCCCUGGUAAUACCAGCCUAGUCAAUGGUAAAAUGCAGGAUGGAAAUAUGGAGAACUGCCAGACCAAAGUUAAGAAGCAGGAUGGUGCCGCGGCGAUGGAGAUGCAGCCCUUGAAGAGUGCAGAGGGUGGGGAAACCGAUGAGAAAGAGAAGAAAAAAUCCAGCGGGUCCAAGAAAGAGAAAUCUGUUCUGCAAGGAAAACUGACAAAGCUGGCUGUACAGAUCGGCAAAGCAGGUUUGGUGAUGUCUGCCAUUACAGUCAUCAUUCUGGUGCUCUACUUUGCUAUCGAAAACUUUGUGCUUCAGAAGAGGCAGUGGCUGCCAGAAUGCACUCCCAUCUAUAUACAAUACUUUGUCAAAUUCUUCAUCAUUGGUGUGACGGUGUUGGUGGUGGCGGUACCUGAAGGCCUUCCGCUUGCUGUCACCAUUUCUCUCGCCUACUCGGUCAAGAAAAUGAUGAAAGACAACAACUUAGUACGUCAUCUGGAUGCUUGUGAGACAAUGGGCAAUGCCACGGCUAUAUGUUCGGACAAGACUGGAACACUGACCACCAAUCGAAUGACAGCAGUGCAGUUGUAUGUGGCAGAUGUCCAUUACAAGUUGAUCCCGGACCCUGGAUCCAUCCCACCCAAAACUCUGGAUAUUCUGGUCAAGGCUAUUGCCAUCAACAGCGCAUAUACCUCGAAAAUACUGCCUCCAGAUCAGGAAGGGGCUCUUCCCAAACAAGUGGGCAACAAGACUGAAUGCGGCCUGUUGGGACUGGUCCUCGAGCUGAAACAAGACUUUCAGCGUGUCCGGGACCUCAAUUCGGAGGACAAAUUUGAAAAAGUCUACACCUUCAACUCGGACAGAAAGUCGAUGAGUACCGUUAUUAAACAACCUGACGGAGGUUUCAGAAUGUUUAGUAAAGGAGCCUCUGAGAUUGUCCUAAGGAAGUGCUCUUACAUUCUGAAUGAGGUAAGCGAACCACGCGUCUUCAGGCCGAGGGACAGGGACGAGAUGGUGAAAAAAGUCAUCGAACCCAUGGCCUGUGAAGGACUCCGAACAAUCUGUGUGGCUUACCGGGAUUUCCCAGCUCAACCCGACUGGGAUGAUGAAAAGAACAUAUUGUCCGAGUUGACGGCAGUAUGUGUCGUCGGGAUUGAAGAUCCUGUCAGACCAGAGGUGCCAGACGCCAUCCGGAAAUGCCAGCGUGCCGGGAUCACCGUGCGUAUGGUGACGGGAGACAACAUCGAUACUGCAAGAGCUAUUGCAAUCAAGUGCGGCAUCAUCCACCCCGGAGAAGAUUUCCUGUGCAUCGAUGGGAAGGAGUUCAACAGGAGGAUCAGGAAUGAGAAGGGAGAGGUCGAGCAGGAACGCAUUGAUAAGUUGUGGCCCAAACUGCGAGUGCUGGCCAGAUCUUCACCCACAGACAAACACACCCUCGUCAAAGGUAUCAUUGAUAGUACACUGGUGGACCAGAGGCAGGUGGUAGCUGUAACCGGUGACGGGACCAACGACGGUCCGGCCCUUAAGAAAGCUGAUGUCGGUUUUGCAAUGGGAAUCGCAGGUACAGAUGUGGCCAAAGAGGCGUCUGACAUCAUCCUGACAGAUGAUAAUUUCUCCAGCAUUGUGAAGGCUGUGAUGUGGGGACGCAACGUCUACGACAGCAUCUCAAAGUUCCUGCAGUUCCAGCUGACGGUUAAUGUGGUGGCUGUGAUCGUUGCCUUCACCGGAGCAUGUAUCACACAGGAUUCUCCUCUUAAAGCAGUCCAGAUGUUGUGGGUCAACCUGAUCAUGGACACGUUUGCAUCUUUGGCUUUGGCCACCGAGCCGCCUACUGAAUCUCUGUUGAUGCGAAAACCCUACGGUCGAAACAAACCUCUGAUCUCCAGCACCAUGACCAAGAACAUCCUGGGCCACGGCAUCUACCAGCUCAUAAUCAUCUUCACUCUGCUGUUUGCCGGUGAGCAGAUAUUUGACAUUGACAGCGGCAGGAAUGCACCACUGCAUUCCCCUCCAUCUGAGCACUACACCAUCAUUUUCAACACUUUCGUCAUGAUGCAGCUCUUCAAUGAGAUCAACGCCCGCAAGAUCCACGGAGAGAGGAACGUGUUCGACGGCAUCUUCAGAAAUCCCAUCUUCUGCUCCAUUGUUUUGGGCACUUUUGCAGUUCAGAUUGUGAUUGUGCAGUUUGGAGGAAAGCCAUUCAGCUGUUCUCCUCUGGACCUGGAGAAGUGGAUGUGGUGUGUGUUCCUGGGACUGGGAGAACUGGUUUGGGGACAGGUUAUAUCAUCAGUCCCGAACAGCAAGCUGAGAUUCCUCAAAAGAGCCGGUCAGCUAACGCGGAAGGAUGAAAUGCCCGAGGAGGAGCUCAACGAAGACCAGGAGGAGAUUGAUCACGGGGAGAGAGAGCUCCGGCGAGGGCAGAUCUUGUGGUUCAGAGGCCUCAAUAGAAUUCAAACUCAGAUACGUGUCGUGAACGCAUUUCGUAGCUCGCUCUACGAAGGCUUGGAAAAACCCGAAUCCAGAACCUCCAUCCACAAUUUCAUGAGUCACCCGGAGUUUAGAAUAGAGGACUCGACGCCCCACAUUCCUCUCAUAGACGACAUCGACAUGGACGACGAGGCCGCCAGAAAGAACUCCACUCAACCCUCGUCUCCCAACAAGAACAACAACGCCAUCGACAGCGGUAUCAAUCUGACUACCGACACGAGUAAAUCAGCCGCAUCCUCCAUUACCGGGAGCCCGCUUCAUAGCCUGGAGACAUCACUUUAGCUGCCUCACGCCGGAGAUUGUCCACCAACCGUCUUAGACCAAACCUUACUAAAAAGUGCCCGUUGACUGAAGGUGCGGUCACGUUCUUUUGUUGUGUAUGACCGGGAUGGGAAGGACGGACUUGUUUACGUCGACGGCGGAGUGACUGGAGAAACAGUGUGAGCAACAUUACCACUCCUAUUUCCUGAGGAAACGAGAGACUACUUGAGUAAUUUAAAGCUAUUGUUAAUGUCGCUCCUGCAUGAAUGUACAUUACCCAGGUUUUUCUUUGAAGAAGGCUUUAUUUUGAUUGAAACGUUGGGAUUGGCUAUUUUAAGACAGCUUCUCUGAUUCACUGAUCUGUGAGAAUUGUGUGUGGCAUGUAUCUCAUUGUAUAGAUUUCUUUGGUUAAGGUGUAUCCGGGCAGCAGGGCUCAACUUGCACAGUAGAUUCGCACCUGCCGGAAAGGAGAAACCCUUCAGAAUUGAUUAAGCGUACAUAUAUAUUUAUAGAUCCAUUAUAAAUAUAUAUUUACAGAGUUUAUCUUUAUUUGUUGGCAUGUUGCCUUGUUCUGCUUCAAUGACUCUUAACUACUUUAACUUAUUUAAGUCCUAAAAAGAAUGUAAUUUGUUUACAAAACCUUUAGAUACGUCCUGUUUUCUUUGUAGGGUUUAAAACUACUUUCCUGGGUUCAAAACCACGCGGCAGACGUAGACAGUUGUUCAGUUUCUCCUCUAGGUGUUUUAUUACCAAUUGUGUGCUGGACUUGCCUGCUAUUUUGUCGACUAAUGUAGAUCUUUUUUAGAGGAUAACAAAAAGAAACAAAAACAUAGUGGGAUAUAGCGUUAAUGUGGCAUCUUAGUAUUACACGAUCCACGGCGAGCACCCCCACCCGAAAAAACGACGUUUGGCAUACAAUUCGAAGCUGGAACGAUCUCGCGGUCGUGUGAGCGGAUACUUCAGGUUGGGUUGAAAUGUUUUCUUUGGAAAUGAAAAAGUUUCAGAUGAAUUUUAUGUUGGAAACAUGUUAACUGUUCAAACUUCUAUUUGGCAUCUCUGUAUGGAAAUCAAAAAUGUGUUAAAAUAUUGUGCUAUAUUGUGUUGAUUCAUCUUUUUUUGACGUUUGAUUUGUAGAUUUCUUUCGUCUAAGGAGCCCAGCUCCCGAGCUGACGUCCCUUUGAACAACUGAAGUACGAAACGAAACAAAAAAGGAAUGUUGCUUUUGACUCUUUUCUUAAAAAAAGAAAAACCCGAAGCAAAACAAACAAAAAAAAAACAUACAUUUAUGAUCCUUUUCUGCACUAUCCGGAUAUGAAUGAAUUUCUGUGGUGUAAAUUUAGAUGUGCUUCUGUGUUAAAAAACAAGAUUGUCUUCCUGCAGUCAGUAAAAUAUACUCUAGCAUCUCAACAGUAUUCACUAGUGGUAACUAUUUAUUGUACUGGAGAACCGAAAAGACAAACGGGGUCUAUGGGAAGGCACACUUGCAGAGUCACCCAUGUGUUCAUUCCUCCAUCAUUACCAAUUGGAAACGUGGACAGACGUGAUGUCAUACGCUUAAUAUGCAAGUUCAAACGAGAUCGUUUUUCUUUCUUAGUUUGCUCAUGGAGAGAGGGCGCACAAGCUUUAACUGUUAGCUCAGGCAUUGCAAACACGACAAGAACAAGAGAAAACGAUGUCGUUUAAGACCGGCUGUCAGUCACGGAAACGCAUUUCAUUCUCACAACAUACGCACCUCGCCCGUUUUUUAUGGCGACGUGGAGGAGUUUGUCUUGAACCGCGUGUGGAUUGUAAGGACUCCGGAUGUGAACUUUUACAGUGUGAAUGGCCAGUUCGAUUUGAUACAGUUUAGUUUCGCGCCCUGCGUUGACGGGCCAACUAACGGAUGCAGUUUAAAACGUGUAUAACCAAUAAACCGAAAUGACAAGACGGUCUAAUAAUCACAGACAAUAAUAAUAGUAAUAAUAAUAUUUCUUGCAAUACAUCGGCUUCUAUGUACUGUACUUAGCAGCAUGCAUUUUGUGGAACAAAGAACAAAUGACGCCACAGGUACUUUUGGCGCACUAGCAAUUUAUGGGUAAAUGAAAAGUGUUCAUCCAUCUUGUUUUUAUGAAUUUUAUAAUCUAUACAAUAAUUGUAAAUAAAGAACUUAAUGUCUUUGUUCAUUUAAUACUAUGCAAAAAGCUUUUGAUUGUUUCUCAUCUACUCUAGAGUGUGUUGCUGGAAUGUUUGUGGUCUCAAAGUCAGUAAAACAAAACAACAACAACAAAACGAGAAAAGAAAUAUGUGAUGUAAAUGAUUUUCUAGCCUGACAACAUGAACUGACUCUUGUUGCUUCACUGUUCAUAGCACCAUUCCGGUCAGGAGCGCAAGUGAUGAAAUGAAAUGACCGAAAAAAAACCAAGCACUUAAUAAAUUCCCCGAGGAGCAUGAA